Molecule: messenger RNA, 1734 nt
Organism: Paramuricea clavata
Lineage: Eukaryota; Metazoa; Cnidaria; Anthozoa; Malacalcyonacea; Plexauridae
Source: the annotation of a GenBank genome assembly
AUGAAAUCUCUUGGUGAAAGAGAUUAUGCAGCUCAAGAGACAAUGCAUCAUUUGUUGUCUUUAAAGCUUCACAGCUCAUCCUUUAAAGUGAUGCCAGUUAGUCUAAAUGGUUCACGUAGAGUGUGUGAUACUGCAAGUAUUGAUGAGGGCGAAUCGUGCACUGAUUAUUCACUUCUUGAUGUGUAUGCUAAUCGUGAACAAUAUGAGAGUUCACAAAAUAUAACAAAUAUGAACUUUGUUCAAUUUGCUACAACAUACAAAGUUGUUAACAAUGAACUGACAAAAUUGCCAGAGAAUGUUAUACCGCGAAUAUUUCCAACAUAUUCUCCUAAUCCCAAAGGUCCAAAUUUUGGCCUAUAUUGUAAAUAUCAACUUUUGAGGUAUAAACCCUGGAGAACAACCCAAAAUAAUGCAUGGGGUGACCAAGAACCAACUGACGAGGUUCUGAUCAAUUGUUGGCAUGAAUUUUUACAAACACCUUAUGGGCAGUCUAAUGUCCCAGACUGGUUUGAUAAAUUACAAGCUGUCAUUCAAACUCAAGAACCAGAAGAUGAACCUUCUGAAGAACAGGAGACAACUCGAGAAGAGUGGAUGAUAUUAUCAGAUCUCAACACUCCUUUUGACAACUCUGAACAAACACCAGAGUCCACAUAUGACUGGCAUCUUGACAGAGCCAAUUAUUCAGAACAACAAAUCCAAGAAAUGCCAACAUGGAUAAAAACAAACAAAGAGGAAUACACUAUUGAUGAGCAAUAUGAUGUUGUUGACAUCAACAGUUUUAGUGAAAUGCAAAAACUUGCUUAUAAUGUUGUUAAGUCUCAUUUUGAUGAUACAUCAUCCGAGAAAGCGCCAUUGUGUCUUAUUAUAAAUGGUGUUGCAGGAACUGGUAAAAGUUACCUUAUUAAUGCUAUUAGAAAUCUUUUGCAAAGUAAAUGUGCUGUUGCUGCUACCACAGGUAAAGCAGCUUUUAACAUUAGAGGUGUAACUGUGCAUUCUCUAUUAAAGUUACCUAUAGGAUCAAGAGGUAAUAAAGACCUAACAGGACAAAGCUUGUGUAGGUUGCAAGAGAGUGUUAAUAACAUUGGAUACAUCAUUAUUGAUGAAUACUCCAUGCUUGGCCAGGUUACUUUUGGUUGGAUAGACAAGCGUUGCAAACAAGCAACUGGUUCUAAUGACAAAGUAUUUGGAGGAAAAUCGUUGAUUUUAACUGGUGAUCCAGGUCAAUUGCCACCAGUAGCAGAUAAGCCUCUUUACCAUGCUAGACCAUCAAAUGCUGUUGGUGAACAAGGUCAUCAAGCAUAUCAUAUGUUUGACAAUGUUGUUAAACUCACUGUAAAUCAACGUGUGCAAGGUAUGACAUCUGAGCAAGUACAGUUCAGAGAUUUGUUAUUACGACUUCGUAAAGGCGACUCAACAGUUGAUGACUGGAAGUUACUUCUGACACGUCAACCAUCAAAUGUCACUAAUUUAUGUGAUUUUGAAGAUUCUACUAGACUCUUUUAUGGUAAUGAACAAGUUAGUAAUUACAACCAUGAGCAGCUAACAAAACUGGAGCAUCCAAUUGCUCAUAUUAAUGCUCGCCAUUCAUCAGCAUUUGCCAAAAAGAUAUCCUCAGAUGAUAUGUCUGGGUUAGAACCUGUUGUGUUUCUAGCAAAAGGUGCUAGGGUUAUGUUAACCAUGAAUUUGUGGUCAAGUGUUGGCCUCUGCAAUGGGGCUACUGGGAACAGUUGUUGA